CACCCCUUCCCCACAGUGGACGUGCCCGACCACGCCCACUACACCAUCGGCUCCGUCAUCCUCGCCAUCGGCAUCACGGGCAUGGUCGGCAACUUCCUGGUCAUCUACGCCUUCAGCAGGAGUCGCAGUCUGAGGACUCCAGCCAACAUGUUCAUCAUUAAUCUGGCGAUCACUGACCUGCUGAUGUGCGUCACGCAGGCGCCGAUCUUCUUCACCACCAGCAUGCACCGCAGGUGGAUCUUUGGAGAGAAAGGCUGUGAGCUGUAUGCCUUCUGCGGCGCUCUCUUCGGUAUCUGCUCCAUGAUCACUCUGACGGUGAUCGCCGUCGACCGAUACUUCGUCAUCACGCGACCUCUGACCUCCAUCGGCGUUCUCUCCAAGAAACGAGCGUUCCUGAUCCUGGUGGCGGCCUGGAUCUACUCUCUGGGCUGGAGCCUGCCCCCCUUCUUCGGCUGGAGUGCGUAUGUCCCUGAGGGUCUCCUGACUUCCUGUACGUGGGACUACAUGACGUUCACUCCGUCGGUGCGAGCCUACACCAUGCUGCUCUUCAUCUUCGUCUUCUUCCUGCCGCUCUUCAUCAUCAUCUACUGCUACGUCUUCAUCUUCAGAGCCAUCCGCUCCACCAACCAGGCGGUGGGGAAGAUGAACGGCAGCGUUCAUUCUCACAGCAGCAGCAGAGACUCGGUGAAGAACUUCCAGCGUCUGCAGAACGAGUGGAAGAUGGCCAAGAUCGCUCUGAUCGUCAUCCUGCUCUACGUGGUGUCCUGGUCGCCCUACUCCACCGUCGCCCUCACCGCCUUCGCCGGCUACGCGGAUAUGUUGACGCCGUACAUGAACUCUGUCCCCGCCGUCAUCGCCAAGGCCUCCGCCAUCCACAACCCCAUCAUCUACGCCAUCACACACCCCAAGUACAGGAUAGCGUUGGCGAAGUACAUCCCGUGUCUCGGCUACCUGCUCUGCGUCCAUCCUCGCGACAUGCGCUCGGCGAGCAGCAGCUUCAUGUCGACGCGGCGCUCCACCGUCACCAGCCAGACGUCCGACAUCAGCAGCCAGCUGAAGAGGCAGAGCUACGGCAAGUCCCGCCUCUCCUCCGCCUCCGACAGCGAAUCGGGUCUGACGGACACCGAGGCUGACCUAUCCAGCAUGAGUUCCCGCCCCGCCAGCCGCCAGGUGUCGUGUGACAUCAGCAGAGACACGGCGGAGCUGCCCGACGCCAAACCGUCCGCCAGCUUCAAGUCAAAGGUCAAGAGCCACGACUCGGGCAUCUUCGAGAAGACGUCCUACGACAAUGACGUCUCCACCGCAGGAGUCGCUGAGCGCGGCAGCAUCCCAAACUCGGAUCACACGGAGGGACACGUGAUGAGAGGAACGAUUGGUCGAAUCCCGAGCAUCGUGGUCACCUCUGAGACCAGCCCCUUCCUUCCCAUUGGACGAAAUGGAUCCAGCAAGUCCCGCCCCAAGUCGGCCAAUAACAACAGCACGGGGGCGGGGUCUGGGUAGAGCGCCCGCUGCCACGUGACCAGCUGACGUCCAGUCACACGGGGUUAACCUGAAGUCCAGAAACAAAGUUUUACACCUCGUAGGUUUUAGAGAAGUUGAUUCCAACUCUCUUUUAGUUUUAACUAGAGAGCAGAUUUUAGUCUCAAGUCUGUCAAAGUCAAACCUGGACCUUUUUUUAUCCAAUGAAAUGAGUGUUUGGCCACUAAAAGAGCAACUUAACACCUUUUUUUUGUACACCAUAUUUGAAAAAUGCCCUCAAAGUUCUGACAGAUCAGUGCACCAGAGUCCCUUUAAUUUAUUGGACGUUUUAUCCAAAAACAGCCCUGAACUAGAAUGAGACUCUGCCGAAACCAAAGGUGCUUUAAGUCGUAAUGUGGAAACAACAUGGACACUACAAAGAAGACAUGUUGUGUUUUAUUAUUCAGACUUUAAACAACAUGUUGGCAGCUGUUUCAAGUGUUUGUGUGACAAUAAAGAGCAAAAUUAACAAAUCAGGCGAGCCAUGAGAAACGCCCCAAACAUUUUUUGUAGUUCAGACUUGAGGGGGCGUUCAUGUGUGGGGACAAAUUUGUCAGAUUAUUUUGACGCUUCAAGAACACAGCACAAAUAUCCCAUGUCGCAAUGUUAACAAAAGUGAAAAUUUGUUUGUGUAUCCGCCCUGUGAUUCAGAAUCUAAUGGAUUUUUUCCCUGGCUCGCCAUUCCACCAAAUAACAAAAAUCCUUUGUUUGUUUUCUUUGUUUUUUCCUUUCAGUGAAAUUCUCUGAUUGAAUUUGAGUUACCUCUGGCACACAGUUCCAUUGUGCAUGACUGAGGCUUUUAUUGUGAAAGGCAAGAAUGAGUUUUAGAAGAUCGACCUUCAAAAGCUUUAUUUUCAGUCGCCUAAAACUCAGUUUGGACAUGUAUGCAAUGCAGAAACAUGUGUACGCGAUGCACUGAAAAAUGUAAGUUUUUAAAAAUAUCUUCAUACAAGUGGACAUGGCCUGAAUCAUACUGAAAAAACAAACAAAAAUGCCUCUAUACUGAAAGUAUUUUUGGUGUUAAGUUGCUCUUUGUGUUGUGAAUUUUUGUUUUGAGAACAAAUACUUUAAUUUCUUUAUUAAACCUUUAUAUUUACGACACCUGUGUGAGGGCUGUUUGAUCCCUCUGUCGCAUUUUUACUAUUAAAACAGUUCAUUUUGUCCUGGAGCCAAACAAGUAUUUAUUUAUUUUUUAUUUUUUUAAGUUUAACCCAAAGAAAGUCAUGUUCCAGGUGGUAUUGUUCCUAUGAUGCAGGUGAAGGCCCCGGAGCCCUUUUAGCAACAGUUUUCUCAUGUUUCAGGAAAACUGAUUCACAUACGACGACUGUUUGUGAUCAGGUAGAUGUUUCUCUUGUGGCACACGAUGCGAUUUUUCUACAAAAAAAGAAAAAAAACACCCUGUGGUUUCCUGUUUGUGUUCUUGUUGUCUGUUGCUUUUUGAUUUAUUUUAUUUUUGUGUUUCCAGCUCAGCCCUCUGCAGAGUACCGUUAAAGUUUUUCUUAUAAAUACACUUUAGGAACCGCAAUUCU
Messenger RNA from Centropristis striata (black sea bass), 3047 nucleotides. Its product is annotated as melanopsin-A-like. Gene Ontology annotation, biological process: visual perception; G protein-coupled receptor signaling pathway. Gene Ontology annotation, cellular component: membrane. The coding region runs from base 82 to 1500 and encodes 472 amino acids. Lineage: Eukaryota; Metazoa; Chordata; Actinopteri; Perciformes; Serranidae. Gene Ontology annotation, molecular function: G protein-coupled receptor activity. The transcript has 10 exons. The record is from RefSeq and is a predicted model, not a curated record.